AGAUAUAGUAUAUUUAUGAAACUAUAGAGACAAAAUUUUUAAAGAAGUGACUUUUCUACUACUUGAGUGUGUAUUUCAAUUUUCUCCACUUAGUUUUACAUGUUUUCCUUCAUUUUACACUAUGACGGAUUCCUCAAAUGUUUUCAUCAAUAAUUUUGAUAAUAAACCUGAGUUUCUAACACUCAUAAAAUCGAUUGUAAAGAAAGAUGAUGCAAACCGAUUGCUAGCAGUAUUAAAUAAUCUUAGUCAGGAUGCUACUACUUUAAAUACCACUGACAAGGAUAAAUGUAACGAAAUAAAAAGUAAACUAUUUGGUUUUGAGCAUACAGUUCUUGGAUAUGAUGACUUAUUGCAUCUUGCAGUUCUAUAUCAUGCUUCCGCUUGUAUUCAAAUCUUAAUCAACCCACCAUAUAUGUGGAGUCCAUAUUACGUGAAUAAAAAUGGGGAAAGUGCCAUGCAACUAGCCGAACAACAAGGAUGUUUAAAAUUGCAAUACAUAAUGGCAGCAAAUUCACCAGAAAAUUUUUUUGUCACUCCUGAGUUUUCACUUCGAUCAGUUUCGUCACUUUUAAUUUAUCCACAAGCAUUUAUUACAGAACCAUUUUCUUAUAGUGAGCUUUUCACUUGGAAUUAUUACGAUGUUAUGCCUGGUAGAGCAGUUGAAUAUCUAAAUAACAGAAUAAUUGGUCCAUAUAGAUCAGUUCAUAAUUUAUCAUUACUUUUUGAAUUAAUGAUUGCAACUCCAGAAAUUUGUCCUACAAUAUUAUCAGAUAUAAAUGAAGUACGUAAAAUUUUAAAUGAUAUUAAGAAAUAUUAUGAAAAUUAUAAUACAACAUUAGAUGAUAAAUGCCGAUAUACUAUGGAACUACAUUUUUUAACUAUUUUCUCUGAACAUAUGACAGUAACGCAUAAAUGGGAAGAAAUAUGGAAUAGAUUAUUUUAUACAUGGUUAUUUUAUCGUACAGUAAUUAUAAAUAAAAAGAAUAUCAAAUGGGAUAACAUCAACACUUACAUGUACAUUCAACAUCCAUUUGAAUUACAAGCUAUUUGUCGUAUUUCAUUGAGAAGAUAUGCAGUACAACAAACAGGUGUCAACUACGCUUAUUUCGUUAAACAUUUGGAUUUACCAAUACACUUGAAAAAUUACCUACUCUAUAGUGAAUACUGGUCCGUUUGA
This is a messenger RNA of Schistosoma rodhaini, 1177 nucleotides long. NCBI's taxonomy places the organism in Eukaryota, Metazoa, Platyhelminthes, Trematoda, Strigeidida, Schistosomatidae. The record is from the annotation of a GenBank genome assembly.